UCCGACCCGCCAGUAUCCCAUCAUACCUCCUCAGCAUUGGCUUUGACCUCACCGAUUUCCUAGUCGGUAGAGAGGUGGUGGUGCGUGCGUGCUCUGCCCGUUGCGUGGUGGAUGAUGGCUGCUUCAAAGCCCGUCGAGGCGGAUACCGGGACUGGUCUCCCCCGCUGGCAGGUGGCACUUUUAGUGGGUACACCAAUAGUCCUAGGAGUCGGUGCUGUCUACCUCUGGAACCGCAGUCGCACGACGAAGGAGAAGGAUGGGGACGGGGAAAGGAAAGCCCCAGAAGGCAGCGCUAGCCCGGUGCAGGGCCAACGCAGCGCGCCCAAUGCAGAGCACGAGAACAUGAGCCCCCUGGACCGGGCACAGGCUGCCAAGAACAAGGGCAACAAGUAUUUCAAGGCCGGCAAGUACGAGCAGGCCAUCCAGUGCUACACAGAGGCUAUCAGCCUCUGUCCCAGGGAGCAGAAGAGCGACCUGUCCACUUUCUUCCAGAACAGAGCAGCUGCCUAUGAGCAGCAGAUGAAGUGGCCAGAAGUUGUUCUAGACUGCUCCCAGGCAGUGGACCUCAAUCCCAGAUAUGUGAAGGCCCUGUUCCGACGUGCCAAAGCCCUGGAGAGACUGGACAACAAGAAGGAGUGCCUAGAAGAUGUGACUGCUGUGUGCAUCCUGGAGGCCUUCCAGAAUCAGCAGAGCAUGCUGCUUGCAGACAAGGUACUGAAGCAGCUGGGGAAGGAGAAGGCCAAGGACAAGUAUAAGAAUCGGGAACCCCUGAUGCCCUCGCCUCAGUUCAUCAAGUCCUACUUCAGCUCGUUUACGGACGACAUCAUCUCCCAGCCACUGCAGAAGGGAGAGAAGAAGGAUGAGGACAAGGAUAAGGAGGGCGAGGCCGCCGAAGUCUCCGAGAGCUCCGGCUACCUGAAGGCCAAGCAGUACAUGGAGGAGGAGAACUACGACAAGAUCAUCAGCGAGUGCACCAAAGAGGUGGAGUCUGGCGGCCGCUACACGGCCGAGGCCCUGCUGCUCCGCGCCACCUUCUACCUGCUCAUCGGCAACGCCACGGCCGCACAGCCCGACCUCGACAAGGUCAUCAACAUGCCCAGCGCCAACGUCAAGCUGCGGGCUAACGCGCUGAUCAAGAGGGGCAGCAUGUACAUGCAGCAGCAGCAGCCUCAGCUCUCCACACAGGACUUCAACCUGGCAGCUGACAUAGACCCCAGCAAUGCAGACGUCUACCACCACAGGGGACAGCUGAAGAUCCUGCUGGACCAGGUGGAGGAGGCCGUGGGGGACUUUGACGAGUGCAUCAAGCUCCGCCCAGACUCAGCCCUGGCCCAGGCCCAGAAGUGCUUCGCUCUGUACAGGCAAGCCUACACUGGAAACAACCCAGCCCAGGUACAGACAGCCAUGGACGGCUUUGAAGACGUCAUUCGGCGGUUCCCCAAGUGUGCAGAAGGCUACGCUUUAUAUGCUCAGGCCUUGACUGACCAACAGCAGUUCGGCAAAGCUGAUGAAAUGUAUGACAAGUGUAUUGAUCUAGAGCCAGACAAUGCCACCACAUACGUCCACAAAGGGCUUCUGCAGCUGCAGUGGAAGCAGGAUGUGGACAUGGGCCUGGAGCUCAUCAACAAGGCCAUAGAGAUAGACAACAAAUGCGACUUUGCUUACGAAACCAUGGGAACCAUUGAAGUCCAAAGAGGCAACCUAGACAAAGCCAUCGACAUGUUCAACAAGGCCAUAAACCUGGCCAAGUCUGAGAUGGAGAUGGCUCACCUUUACUCUCUCUGCGAUGCUGCUUACGCCCAAACCGAGGUGGCCAGGAAGUAUGGCCUGAAGCCCCCUACGCUGUAACGCCCCCCCGUCCCUCCUCUCCACCUCCACCUGCUCCCUCUGUCCCUCUCUUCUCUGCGCUUCCUUUCUCCACUACUAUGUGACACGACAUACAUCCAUACAUAACAUUAUGCUAGCUCACGUAAUUGAGUUUAUCUAAGUUGUCGAUGAUUCUGGGCCAUGCUACGCUAUUUUUAUUUGGGCAUAUCUUUUGGUAACGUCCUAUAUAUUUUUUUGAAGCUUUUUUUUUUUCUUUCCUUCCUUUUAGACACUAAUAUUGUUACAGUUGGUGUCACUGUACAUUACCUGAAGAAUUGCGUAGCAUUGCAACGGACUGUUCAUUUGUUACCAUAAUGUUAGUCUUGUUAAAAGUGUGCAUCUCGUCCAAAAUUCUGUCAUAUCCUGAAGAGUCAAUAUGCAUCACUGUAUGGAAAAUGGAGAUAUAAAAACGUAAAGUCGAGACAUUAGGUGUAAUUAAGUCAGUUGUCGGCGUGUUUGGUGUAAUGCUGGAAUGAUGUUCUUGACCGUGGGACUUAAAAAAUUGAGUUCAGAAGCUUGGACUGUACUUUCUUUUUUGUGUGGGGGGGAUGUUUUUGUCUUUUUUUUUAGAUUGUCUUGCUUUUUCUUUCUUUUUAUAUUCUGUACAGCAUGUGAAUUCUCUUUAUAAAUAAAUGAUAAGAUUACUCUGCUGUAAUCCAACUAUAAAAACCAUUCAAUGGUCUAAGUGCAAAAUGAGGGGAAGUAAAAAAUGGUCUUGGUAACGGAUACAAAUGUUAACACUUUUAUUUGCAUCCUCUGAACACGAAAUGUCUUGUUUGAUCUUAAGGCUCCUAAUUUUUUUAUGUGUCUCUGUUGGGGCAAAUUAAGUUAUUUGUUAUUGCCACGUGUAAUUUACAGAAUUCUAAAGAAUCGUUAACUCUAAGAAGGAAUGCUGAUUUCUGCACCCAACACAAAGAAUAAUAAAAAGCAGGAUAUUGUUUGUA
Messenger RNA from Engraulis encrasicolus (European anchovy), 2810 nucleotides. It is a transcript of the gene tomm70, whose product is annotated as translocase of outer mitochondrial membrane 70 homolog A (S. cerevisiae). Bases 112 to 1848 code for a protein of 578 amino acids. The record is from RefSeq and is a predicted model, not a curated record. Gene Ontology annotation, molecular function: transmembrane protein transporter activity; protein binding. NCBI's taxonomy places the organism in Eukaryota, Metazoa, Chordata, Actinopteri, Clupeiformes, Engraulidae. Gene Ontology annotation, biological process: protein insertion into mitochondrial inner membrane; protein import into mitochondrial matrix. The transcript is spliced from 12 exons. Gene Ontology annotation, cellular component: mitochondrial outer membrane.